GUUUGACCAUGGGUGAAGAAAAGAACUCUUCCCUUCUCUCUCGCUCCUUCUGUCUCUCACACCAAGGAAAAAAACAGAGUUUUGCUGCACGGAUCUUCGUUUCCAAACCCUAAAAAGUCUGACAAUCCCUGUACAUCCAUGCACCCAAUCGAUCUUCCUCUGCUAUCAUCGUCACUGUUGCAGGAUUCUGUUGGCGUUAGCUAGGUUUUUGAAGUCGAAUUCAUUCAUCCAAAGAGGAGUCAGAAGCUGGAAAACCCCUGAGAUAUGGCGAAUCGGGUGAAGGAAGACGAGAAGAAUGAGCGGAUCAUUCGUGGUCUCCUGAAACUUCCUGAAAAUCGGAGGUGUAUCAAUUGUAACAGUCUGGGACCUCAGUAUGUUUGUACAAGUUUUUGGACAUUUGUUUGCACAACCUGCAGUGGGAUACACCGGGAGUUCACUCACCGUGUGAAAUCAGUAUCAAUGGCUAAAUUUACUUCACAAGAAGUUAGUGCUCUUCAAGCAGGGGGCAAUCAGCGUGCAAAGGAAAUUUACUUUAAGGAAUGGGAUCCACAGCGUCAGUCUAUUCCUGAUAGCAGUAAUGUAGAUAGACUCAGGGAUUUCAUCAAGCAUGUUUAUGUGGAUCGGAGAUACACUGGGGAGCCGAGCAUCGAUAAGUCUCGAAGGGUUAAGUCGGGUGAGAGGGAGGAUUCCUAUGAAAACAGGAGGGUGGAUACAAAUCGUGGUGGUUCUAGAAGCCCACCUUAUGAGGAUGUAUAUGAACGCCGAUAUGGUGAAAGACCUAGUCCUGUUGGUAGAAAUGAUGAGAGAAACUACAGAUACAAUUAUGAUGAACGAAGAAGUCCUGGAUUUGAUCAAGAAGGUCAGCGGUAUGGAGAUUACAGGAGAAGUCCUGUUCGCUUUGAAGUGGUUGAUGAUAGGCGCCGAGAUGACAGAUUUGGCAAUAGGAGGUUUGAAGAGCGGAGGUUUCCUGAUGUAGAAGCUAGGCUGGAGGGCAGGUCAUCCAACCGUCAGAAGGGCCUGGAUGUCUCCAGUCCUCCUAUUGUGCGUCCUGUUAGAGAAAUCCUGGGGGAGGAUGUUCCACCUCUUCGGGUUGGUGAAACUCCUAAAGCAAAUGGUAAUAGGACUGCUGAUGGUUCUCUGCAUCCUCAGAGGACUGCUUCUUCCAGUAGCCUGGCAUCUGUUGAUGGGAAUUCAGUUGAACUUAAAAGGGCAAAUUCUGGAAGCUUGAUUGAUUUCAAUGCUGAUCUUGUACCUCUUGAUGUAGCAGUAGCUGUAUCACCAACACAAGCACAAUCAACUACAUCACCCACAAGUCAAACUGUUACACAACCACCACUAAUUUCAUCCACUGAUGACAACUGGGCUUCUUUUGAUUUUGCCACACAAGAAAAGGUGUCUCAGCCCCCUUCAAAUGUGGACACUCUAGAAUCUGUGUUCUCACAACUGUCAGCUCCAGCAGCUCCACCUUUAGGUAAUAUUCCAACAUUGCCCUCAAGUGGUGCUGGCCCAAAAACUGUUCCUGUAGGCAACAUGUUCCCAGUAAGUGCUGGUAAUCCAGUUGCAUCUUUGGGUCAGACAACAACAUCACCCAGUGGUGGUUCUCCUGCAGCUGUUUCAGUUGACGACCUAUCAAUGUUAUCUGUGAGUGGUAGUGCUCCCACUGCUGCACCUGGAGGCAUGACAUCAAUGUUUACUCCGAUUGGAGGGCAGUGGCCAGGAAUGCAGCAGCAUCAGCCUUCUUUAUUUACUGCCAAUGAUAGUCAGUCUACUGUUCAGCAGUUGGUUCGAUCAGUUUCUGAAGUUUCAAACAAUCAACCAUGGAGUUCUUCACUUGUGCGAACAUCCACUCUACCAAAUAUGCCCUCUGUACAAUCAAAUGCACCAGUGCCUUUGACUGGUGCUCAUACCCUACAGCCAUCUCAGGCACCGUCAACCCAAGAUACCAGUUCGGUGGUUACAUCACAACCUUCCCAUGUGGAAACAAAGUCUAGUGGAAGAAAAGAACUUCCAGAGGACCUCUUUACUACAACCUAUUCAUCAGUUCCUGCACCAGUUUCUGGUUGGCAAACUGCUCCACCUCGUGGCAUGGCAUACGGCAUGCAAUAUCCUACUGCAAUGUCAGUGUCAACUUUUCCACAUCUACUGAAAUCGACCAAUCCAUUUGACCUGAACGAUGAUACAUCAGUAGUUCAAGCCCCAAGACCAAUGUUUCCGUCAAUGUCAUCUCUUCAAGGGGCACUGCCACACAUGGCACCACCUUCUGGCCUAUUGCGCACCACAAGCCUUGGUAGUCUUGGUACUCCUCCACGUUGGGUGCCUCCCCAAUCACAAUCUUAUGCAGCAGCAACGCUUCCAAGUACAUAUAUGGGGCAACAAGCACCUAAUAACAUGUUGCCUUUUGGACAUCAAGGAGUUGGAGGAUUUAGCAGUGAUGGAGCUGGUUUUAGUACCUUAAGUAAAGAUCAGCUAAUGACUGGAACAUACUCGCAACCUGCAAGACAAAAUUCUUUUCCUUCUGUAGGGGGGAACCCAUUUGGAUAGCUGCAAAGCCAAAGGUUUUCUGAUGGCAUUUAGGGUCAGCUUUUUGCUGUUACAGCCUGUUAACUUAUGGGGAGUAAUUUGGUUUCAUUCUGGUUGAGGACCAUGUGAACUGAUCCAGCCAAAUUAGAAGUUUUCUGCACGCAUCUUUGGCUAUUUUAAGGCUUAAAUGGUUGGUCAGCAACAAUGUAAAAUUCAUGUAGAAAUGAAGAAAAGAAGAUAUGAACCAAUGGAGAGGGAAUGGAAGUGUGCUUCAAAGUUCGGAUGGUUUUGUGGCACCGGGGGAGGGGGGGGGGUCUUUUUUCCUUUGCUUUAAGUUAUUUCUAUGGUUUUGGUGGUCUUGAUGUUUAUUGUAAAUCUAAUUGUUAUUAGUACCAUAUUCCAGGUGUUUUAUAUAUGCUUAUUUGGGUUGUAGUAUUUGUAUCCUUUGUAUUAGUUUUUUUUCCCUUUUCCUUUUUUCCCUUCUUGUUGAGUCUUGGGGUUUUGUAAGUUCAAAUUUUCAUAUGAGGCUGCUUUCACCAAUCUUCCACAAUCAUGGAAAGUGCUUGGUUCAUGAGAAUUGUUAAAUUUUUGCUAUCUCUGAAUUCUUGUUUGUAUUGAUGAAGAAUAAAAAAAAAAGAUUUUAAUA
Molecule: messenger RNA, 3166 nt
Organism: Nelumbo nucifera (sacred lotus)
Lineage: Eukaryota; Viridiplantae; Streptophyta; Magnoliopsida; Proteales; Nelumbonaceae
Gene: NIG
Product: NSP (nuclear shuttle protein)-interacting GTPase
Molecular function (GO): GTPase activator activity
Source: RefSeq, a predicted model, not a curated record